AUGAGUAUGGAUCAUCAUGGGUAUAGCGUCUCAGACAAGGCAGCAGCAGCCAAAGAAAGCCUUGUGAGUACUAUUAGUAGUAGGGGAGGUCAUAAUACUAGUUUUGAUGAAACCAAGAUGAUGAUGAUGAUGAAUAUAGUCCAUCAUCAUGAUAAUCACCACCGUCCAUUAGUCCCAUCAUGUAUGACUACUACUGGUGAUGGUCCCACAUUUAACAGCAGUGAUAUAUACGAUGUUGUUGAUGCUGGUGGUUUUGGUGCUGCUGCUAGUGGUGGUGCAGUUGGUGUAAGAACUUUGCAGUUCAAAUCCUCUGGAGACAUGGCAGCAGCUUUGGGAUAUCCUUUUACAAAUGCUCAGUUGAAGGAGCUUGAGAGACAAGCAAUGAUAUACAAGUACAUGAUGGCCUCUGUUCCUGUGCUUCCUGAGCUUCUCUUUCCCAGAACUUACUCAGACCCAUCUCCACCUAACUCUUCCUGUAAAUAUUCACCCUCUUUCGUUUUCUCUUUUUUCUUGGUGGGUUUGUCUUAUUUUGCUCCAAAGUUGCCAACUUUGUGCUUUAUUUUGGUUUCUGAAGUAGGUGGAGGUCUUAAUCUGAGGUUGUCAAAUGGGGCAGAUCUUGAGCCAGGAAGGUGCAGGAGAACAGAUGGGAAGAAAUGGAGGUGCUCAAGAGAUGUGGCGCCUGACCAAAAGUACUGUGAGCGUCACAUGCACAGAGGUCGUCCCCGUUCAAGAAAGCAUGUGGAACUUCAAGCCAACAAGAAGACUCGUUAUAAUUCUAAUUCUUCUGUCAACAACAUCGGUACUAGUAGUAGCUCUAUAUCUCAGUUCGCUGGAGCUGUUUCAGAGGCAUUUCCUCAAACACCUUUGUUUACUGAUAAAACCAGGGAUAGAGCUCCUAACUUUAACGAUUCCAGGAGCUUGGAUUGGAUGAUCAUGAGAGACUCAACAUGUGAUCAACAAUGGCUUCAUAAUACCAAUAUAGCAGCAGACACAAACAUCUCUCUUCUCAACCAAGCGUCUCUGGAUCUGAAUAUAUAUACAGAUUUCAGCGUGAGUGAAGAUCAUCAUCAACAGAGCAAUAAUCAUCAUCACCACCAUUUGUUUCCUGGUGUGAAUUCUUCUCUGGAGAGAGAACUCACAGAGGGCCCAAGAGACUUCCUUGAUGCCUGGUCUGAGGGACACAAUAAGCACAACUCCAUUUCCACAAAUGGGAACUUGUCACUUUCUUCUUCACUCACGCUAUCAAUGGCCGCUCACAGCUCCAUGAAUGAUGAGAUGGGUCAGAUCCGCAUGGGGCUAGGCCUUAUAGAAUCGGACCAGGGCCAACCCACUUCAUGGGUGGGCUCGACACUCGGUGGUCCACUAGCAGAGGUACUAAGACCUAGCAUCAUCACCGGAAAUGGAGAUUCCUGUAGCCCUCAGGCGACCUCUUUGUCCUCUCCAUCUGGGGUUAUUCGGAGAACAAUGGCUUCAUUGUCCGACAGCAGUGGGAGUAGCAGCCCAACAACAUUGGCCAGUUCAUCCAGGAUCAGACCUGAGAUUGCAUUGAUAUGGUGGGAUAAAGAGAAAUUAGCAUCUUCUGGUUGAGUUCUUGAGAGUGCUUUGUUUGAUAUCUUAUCAUGUGUUUUCCUUUUUGGGUGUGCUUUAAUUCAAUGAUUUUGUUAUGUUGAUGUGGUCAUUUGUUCACUUGAAACAGUUUUUUAGGUGUUCUAUACAUAUAUUGUUAUAAAUUCCGAAAGUUUAGAAU
Tripterygium wilfordii is the source of this 1747-nucleotide messenger RNA. RefSeq names its product growth-regulating factor 7-like. Bases 1 to 1587 code for a protein of 528 amino acids. Gene Ontology annotation, biological process: DNA-templated transcription; regulation of DNA-templated transcription; developmental process. The record is from RefSeq and is a predicted model, not a curated record. Lineage: Eukaryota; Viridiplantae; Streptophyta; Magnoliopsida; Celastrales; Celastraceae. Gene Ontology annotation, molecular function: ATP binding. Gene Ontology annotation, cellular component: nucleus. The transcript is spliced from 3 exons.